AUUUGGUUCUGUUUUGCAUCAAUGAAGAAAGUCGCAAUCCUUCUACUGCUUUUUCAUUCAUACCUUGUUGCUUUAGUCCAUAGUUAUGGAGGAAUUGGAUUUGACCCUCUCGUGAAAAUUUUAGUAAAACAAUCUUCGAAACAGCAGGAAGUCAAUUAUGUUACUGAGAGCACGGCCACAGAGUAUUCACCGGUGUAUGUAGGCCCUCAAGAUGGACUGAAAGCUGCAGACAAGAUUUUAUCUUUGCCGGGGCAGCCUAAUGGAAUUAACUUUGAUCAGUACUCUGGCUAUGUUAGGGUUGAUCCCAACGCUGGCAGAGCACUCUUCUACUAUUUUGCGGAGUCUCAGAACUCUUCUAGCAAGCCUCUUGUGCUGUGGUUAAAUGGAGGACCUGGCUGCUCUUCUUUUGGCAAUGGAGCAAUGAUGGAGCUCGGACCAUUUCGAGUCAACAGCGAUGGAUUAACUCUAUCAGAAAACAAAUAUGCAUGGAACAAUGCGGCGAAUAUACUUUUCCUUGAGUCACCGGCCGGUGUGGGAUUUUCUUACUCAAAUACUACAUCAGAUUAUGACAAAAGCGGCGAUGCUAGAACUGCAGCUGAUUCCUAUACCUUUCUAGUCAACUGGUUGGAAAGGUUUCCAGAGUACAAAACCAGAGACUUCUUCAUAACCGGAGAGAGCUAUGCCGGGCAUUAUGUACCCCAACUUGCUCAAUUAAUCCUUCAAAAUAACAAAGUCACCAACCAAACUGUCAUUAACUUGCAAGGAAUUGCUAUUGGAAAUGCAUAUGUUGACUACGAAACAGAAUACACGGGGGUGUCCGACUUUUUCUGGACACAUGCUCUGAUAUCUGAUGAAAUUUACGAGGGAAUUGUGGCAAACUGUAAUUUUUCGUCGGAUGCAAACAUAUCGUUAACAUGCCAAGACUACCUUGCUCAAGCAGGCGCUGCUGGAGGCAACAUCUACCCCUACAACAUCUACGCUCCCUUAUGCCUUCCAUCAUCUUCAAACGCUCCCCCGGUAUCGAUAUUUGAUCCAUGCACGGAAAAUUAUAUCGCAGUAUACUUGAACAUUCCUCAAGUGCAAAAGUCCCUUCAUGCAAAUGUCACUGGUCUUCUUCCAGGGCCAUGGCAAUCUUGCAAUGACUAUAUCGGUAGCGUUUGGAAUGACCAGCCAUUAACAGUGUUACCCAUCAUUCAGGAGCUGAUGGCUAGUGGUAUUAGUGUUUGGAUUUAUAGCGGAGAUACUGAUAGUGUAGUGCCAGUGACAACAACUAAAUAUGGUAUAGAUAAACUCCAAACAUCAGUUAAGACAAAAUGGUACCCUUGGUACCUUCAAGGAGAGGUUGGUGGAUACGUAGUUGGAUAUGAGAACUUGACAUUUGUGACAAUAAGGGGAGCUGGCCAUUUUGUUCCAAGUUAUCAACCAGCUCGAGCACUUGCCUUCUUCUCAUCCUUCUUGGAUGGAAUACUUCCACCCACAAAUUAAAGCAUAGCAAGAUUGACAAAUAAAUUAGUGAUUAAAGAUUGAAAGGGAACUAGAAUUGGAAUAGUAUGGCUUAAUCCAAUGGUGAAGUUUGUCGUUAGUAAUUUUGGUGGUGCGAGUUUGAGUUACGAAAAUUACUUCUUCAAAAAUAGAAAUAAGACUGCAUACAUCUUAUUCUCUUUAAAUCCCUCACUUUUGCAAGAGACUAGCGUAUUAGAUUGUCUUCUCUUUCUUUAUUUUUUUCACAUUGCAAAUUGUAACAAGGCAAGAACCUUAAUGGUUAAUCAAGAAAUGUGUUUAAAUUUGAAUGCCUACCAUUUAUGUAUUAUUUGCAGCCAUUUCAAGUAACAAA
This is a messenger RNA of Camellia sinensis, 1834 nucleotides long. Lineage: Eukaryota; Viridiplantae; Streptophyta; Magnoliopsida; Ericales; Theaceae. The record is from RefSeq and is a predicted model, not a curated record.